This is a messenger RNA of Trachymyrmex septentrionalis, 357 nucleotides long. RefSeq names its product gustatory receptor for sugar taste 43a-like. Lineage: Eukaryota; Metazoa; Arthropoda; Insecta; Hymenoptera; Formicidae. The record is from RefSeq and is a predicted model, not a curated record. Gene Ontology annotation, cellular component: membrane. Gene Ontology annotation, biological process: sensory perception of taste. The transcript is spliced from 2 exons.
AUGUUGGAUGAAGAUCCUGACUUUGCAUCAAAUAUAGCCUUCUCGGAUGAAGCAACAUUGCAACUAGAUGAUGGCAAAAGUUUUACGGACAACAUCUCCCAAUUGAUGACAGUGCAUGCAUCAUUAUGAGACACAGUGAUACUCGUAAACACUGCUUAUGGUGUUGUUACGCUUAUGAUUACAAUCACCUGCCUGAUACAUUUAAUCAUUACACCGUACUUUUUAAUAAUGGAAGCUGAUGGUAGACGUGAACCAUUGUUCCUUGCGGUACAAGGAUUAUGGUGCAUCUUUCAUAUCUGGAGAUUAUUCAUGAUCGUACAGCCUACGUACGCUGCUACAACACAGGUCGGUUCAUAA